AUGCAUACAACAAUCGGUCAAACAUCGUCAACAGUAUCAUCUUCUUCAAUUCCUACCGCAUCAUCCUCAUCAUCUACAACAACAAAUCAUAUUGAACCAUAUCAUUAUCCACCUAUAUCAACACUUCGUCGACCGAGUCGACCAAGUAAUAUUGAUUUAUCAGUAUUUGAUGUUAAUAAUACUCAACAAUCUAAUGAUCAUGGCAUAUAUUCAGCACCAAUAUGUCAUUUAAAACAAACAAAUAAUAAUAGUCAUCAUCAUAAUCAUUCACAUCAUAUACAACAAUCAUCUUUAAUAUUGUCACCACAUCCACAUACAGCGACAUUUCAUUAUCAACCACAGCAACAACAACAACAGCAGCAGCAGCAGCAGCAGCAGCAACAACAUGUUCAAUUAUCUUCUCCACAUCAUCAACAACAACAACAGCAGCACCGUAUUCAUCAAUAUCAACAACAAGCCCAUCAUCAACAUCAACAACAACAGCAACAGCAACAACAGCAGCAGCAGCAACAGCAACAUAUACUUGAUCCAUUUUCACAACAUCAACAUACACCUCAUACAUUUCCAUUACAAACAUCAUCAAAUCAUUAUCAUCAUUAUUUUCAUUUUCCACCAGCAUCACAAAAUCUUGGAUCUACAAAUAAUUCAACACCACCAGCAUAUAGUCAAUUAACAUUACAAGCUAAUGUAACAAGUAAUGGUCAUCAUUCACCAUUAAAUCAUCGUCCAAAUGCAGUAUCAUCAUCAACAACAAAUACAAGUCAACCAUCAACUCCAACACAUAAUAAUCGUUUACUAGCCGUACAAAUUCAAGAACAACAACAACAAUGGUCUAAUCCAGUUCUUAGUCCAUUAAUGGUUAAACGAAUGAAUGAAGGGGGUAAUGUUGUUACAUCAAUGCAUAUCGAUGAUGAUGAAGAUCCAUCAGCUUCAAUUGAUGCUCUUGUUGCUGAUGUUGAUUCAAGUUCACAUGAUUUACUCGAUAAUCAACCAAAUAAAUCUGUUGAUGAGAAUAAAAUAACAUCAACAACACCUUUAACUGAAUCUCGUGCAAGUACAACAUCUCCAUCACCACAUUUAUAUCUUCGUAGUACAUCACAUAUAUUAACUACACCACCAAAUCCAUUAGCAUCCAAUGAUCAUCCAGAUAAUCAAUUAACUGUUGGAAAUAAUUUUCGAAAAAAUUUUAGUCCUAUACAUAGUGCAGGUUUUGAAUUAACAACAAAUAAUAGUGUACAAUUACCAUCAUCAUCAUCAUCGGCAGCAACAACAGCAGCAGCACGAACAUCAUUUUUUACAUUUGAUACAAAUUUUCCGGAACAAAAUGAUAUAAAACAUCAUUUAAAUAAUGAAAAUAAAGAAGAUAAUCAAGAUAAAACAAGUCGAACACUUAUUAUAAAUACAGAUGAACGAACAAAUACAAUGUCAACUAAUGGUUUAUGUCAAGAUGAUAAUAGUAAUCAUAGUUCGACGAAUAGUAAUAGUCAAAAUACAUCUUCAAGAACUCUUAGUCAGAUUUUAAAAUCUUCAGAAAAAAAAAGCCGAUUAUCUUCUUCAUCACCUCUAUCAAAUGAUAUUAAAGUCUCAUCAUUAGAUUCUACAAAUAAUAAUAAUAAUAAAUCUCAAACAAAUCUAUCUUCAUUAUCACCUCAACAACAAGGAGGAAAUCGUCAUUAUUGUACUCAUCCAGAUUGUACAAAAAUAUUUGCUAAUAAAAGUGCAUUAGCAAAACAUAAACUUACACAUUGUCAAGACAGACGACAUAAAUGUGUAAAAUGUAAUAAAGGUUUCAAACGAUUGGAUCAUCUUCAUGGUCAUAUGUUAACACAUGAAGAAGAAAAACCACAUAAAUGUCGUGUACCUGAUUGUAAUCGAACGUAUUGUGAUGCUCGAUCAUUAAAACGACAUAUUGAAAAUGCACAUCAAAAUAUUCUAGCUGCUAUUCAUGAAGGUGGACAUGAAGAAUAUAGAAAUUUUCUACCUGAUACAGCAUUUGUUAAAACAAAAGAUUUAAGUAGUGAUUUCUCAAUUGAUUCAAUUGAUAGUAAUUCUCCGCGAUCAUCAUCACUUGAUAAUGAUCAAUUAUUUCAUAUGAAUCAACAAAUUCGAUCAACAAAUGGACAUAAAUUAAUUCCAACUUAUACAUUUGACGAAGAAAAAUCUGUUGAAUGUCAUAUUUGUAAAAAAAGUUUUAAGAAUGGUGCAGCACUUAAUGGUCAUAUGCGUUUACAUGGUGGAUUUAAUGAUAAACAACCAUCACCAACAUCAACUGAUAAUAAUACACAGAAAAAAAAACGUAUAAUAUCAUCCGUAAAUAAUGAACGUCGUCCAUCAAAACGUAAACGAACUAAUUCUCCUACAACAUCAAAUGAUUCUAAUCAACGGCCAAUACUUCAACGUUCAAUGCCGAUUAAAAAUGAAGAAGAUGAUUUUAUAAUGAUAUCACCAACACCAUCAUCUUCAUCAUCAUCAUCGAAUAUGAAUCAUUAUCAACAAACAAUGUAUCCAACUUUACCACCAUGUUCAGAUGUAUUACAACAUCGUUUUUAUGAUCGAACAUAUCCAUCACGUACACGUUCAAUAUCAUCAUCGGUUAUUCAAACUCAAACAAAUCCAUUGUUACAUCAUACUAUUAAAAAUCCAAUGAGUGUACAACCCAUGCCAAGUAUUCCAAAACAAAAUCGAAAACAUAUUCCAUUACCAUCACAUCUAUAUGAUAGAAAUAAUAAUCAUCAUUAUGGAUUUGACAUACGUGCAAAUGAAGAAUCGAUUCAUAGUAGAAUGAAUAUGCCACAAAAUCCACAUAAUUCAUUGAAUAUACCAGGUGGUAUUAUAAGAUUUGAACAUCUUGCAAAUCCACAAAUAUUUCCAAAUGUAACAACAAUGCAACCGCAUGAUGAAAAAAUGAGAAAAACAUUAUCAGCUGAUGAAUCUUUAAAACAUUAUCAUUGUGAUCGACAGAACAAUAAUUUUUCACCAUCAAAACAUUCUCAACCUUAUACAUAUUGUCGAUCAACAUCCAAUCAACAUCAUCCAUCUAAUUUUUCUCAAUUUCCUGUAUCUUCUCAUGCACCUUCUACUUUAAAUCCAAAUAUCUUUCAUCAAAUUCUUCGUCAUACUAAUGAUAUAAUUAAUAAAGAAUUUUAUUUAUCACGUAAUGAACAUCUCAAUCAACCUCAUUCAACACUUGAUGAAUCUAUACGUUAUACACCAUCAACAAGUCCAUAUACAACAUAUCUAUAUCAUUCACCAUCACCACAUAUUGUUCAUUCACCUGGUGAUAAACUUAAUCCUACAUCUUCAGUUAUAAAUACACCGGUGACAUCACCUUAUUCAAAUAUAAAUACAAAUCAUUGUUCACCAUCAUCAUCUACAGAUAUGUGCAAUAAUAAUAACAAUAAUAAUAAUAUUAGUAAUAAUGGAUCAAUAAUAAAUAGUAUGCAACCAUCACCAAAUACAAAUUCUAAUUUGUCUCAUGCAGCAUUAAAAAAACGUAUUUUAAAUGCGUUAAAACAAGAAGCACAUGAUGAACAACAAAAUAAUCAAAUCAUGCAAGAUUUUUCACCAAUAGUUGAACAAAAUAUGGAUCAAGAUAAACAACAACAACAACAACAACUAAAUAUUGAAAAUUCUUUAGAUGAUUCAACAUCUUUAUUAACAUUAAAAGUUGUUCCUGAUACUGAUAGUCCAAUACUUGAUACAACAAAACCACAACAAACAUCAGGUUUUCUUAUUACAACACCAUCAUCAACAACAACAUCAAAUUCAUCAACAUCAUCUUCAUCAAGUAAUAUACAUUUUAAUUAUGAAAAUCUUCCUCAACCAAAUCCAUCGAAAGUACUAUCCGAUACAAAUACUAAUAAUAGUUCAUUUCAAUGGCCAUCACAAGUUUCACAAUUUCGUCGACAACAAAGUCUUAAUAUGCCAAGUCAAACACCAAAUCCACUUCCAACAACACCUUAUACACCACCACCCAUGCUUAGUCCAUUUCGAAAAGGACCAGGUCUGUAUUAUCAUGUUUUUUCUCAUACACCUGCUGCUACACAACAAACAACAACAACUGUACCAACACCUGGUUUACCAUUUACACCAGUACCAGAUGAAAUAUCUGGACCAAAAAUAAAUAUUGGAGAAAAAUAUCAAGCUGCUAUUCCAAAACUUCAAACAAAAAUCGAUAUUGAUGAUGAUGAUGAAGACGAAGUAGUAGAACAUGCCGAACUAUUAUUUUCUCCAUCUCAACUUGUAUAUCUUGAUGAAACAUCACUUGAAAAAUAUGAACAAUUAAGUCGAACAAAUCCUUUAUUAUUUUCUCCACGUCAUUCGCCAACAUUAUAUCCUAUUGAAUUAGUCUACAUGUUAUUACAUGAAUAUAAUGGUGAUUUACAACGUACAUUAGCUGCUUUACUUAAUGGUACAGCUCAAGAUAUAAAACAAUGUCGACCAUUGCAUCGAUAUCAUUUCCUCGAAUGUGAUACAUGGACAAAAGAAGAAAUUGAUGCAUUUACAAAAGCAAUGGAAACAUCAGAAAAAAAUUUUCUACUUGUUAGUCGAGCUGUUGGAACAAAAACUGUAAAACAAUGUAUUGAAUUUCAUUAUAUGCCAAAAGUAAAUUUAACAAGUCGAGAAUCAAGUACAAACUCAUUAACAGCUAAACGAAAACGAUUACAAAUGAUAAAAACUAAACAACAACAACCACAAAAACAAAUCUUUGAUGAUGAAACAUCAUCAUCAUUUACUGAAUUUCGUUUAGAUGAUGAUGGAAUGAUAACAAAUAGUGAUAAUUUAUCAAUAGCUCAUUUUUCAUGUGAUAUUGACAAUUGUUUACAGACAUUUCCCAGUGAACGAGCAUAUCGUGCUCAUAGAAAUGAUCAUCGUCGUAAAAGAAAUAAUUUAACAUCAUCUACAAAUAUAAAACGAAAUCGAAAUCUUGAUUUAAACAAGUGA
Messenger RNA from Adineta steineri, 4944 nucleotides. Lineage: Eukaryota; Metazoa; Rotifera; Eurotatoria; Adinetida; Adinetidae. The record is from the annotation of a GenBank genome assembly.